AUGAAUCCAAAUACUAAAGACAUAGCAGUGCAAAUACAAAAAGAGAGAAAAAAGAAUGAAUAUAAAAUUGCAAAAGAGCUGAAGAAUAUUAUAUAUACGAUUAAAAAAAAAGCUAGUAAUUUCAAAAUAUAUGUUAAAUCGGAUAGAAGAAAUUGUUUAUAUUAUGAUGAUGACAAACUGUCAGGUAAAAAUAAAAAGAAUAUUUAUAUAGCUGCACUGUUCUCUCCUAUUUUGUCCUUUUUAUGUAAGAAAAUGGAAUGGGUUAUCAGUAUCCUAUUCAAAUUUGUUUGUUUUUUCUAUAUUUCGAAAAACAAAAGGUCUAAAGGGGAACAAAAACGUGUGUCGAAAGAAUUAGGAAAAAAUAAAGCUAUUUUAAAAAAAAACAAUUUUGAUCGUUGUAUCUUUUUGAAUAAACCUACAGACAAUUUAUCAAAUAAACAUAUAAUUGAAAUUUGCAAAAAUUAUUUAGCGAAUACUGUACAUUGUAUUCAUAAUAUAGAAGAUUAUAAUACUACAACGAAUUAUAAGGAGUGCAAUGAAAUAAAAAAAACAAAAGAAACAUUUGUUAAAAAAAUAAACAAUUUGAAAGCAUUUAACCCUACAAAUAAUCUAUACAUAAGUGAUGAAUCUUUGAUAAAAAAGAUUAUGAUUACUGAAAAAGAUGAAGAGCCUUAUUUACAUAACAAAAAAGAGAAAAUUGCAGAGAAAAAUAAUAUACAUCAAAUAAAUAUAUAUGACCAACAGUUUGUCAAAGCGUAUUAUACAAAAAAUUACUCAAGUUUUAAAAACAAUAAUAACAUUAGCACUCAUAGUACUAUUCGUAGUGGUCCUAUUAACAAUAAUAAUGAUCACAUUUGCGCUCAGUAUAAAAGUAGACACCAUUUCAUAUUUCAAGUCCUUCUCAACAGAUUUAAAAACUUAUACUUUCUCAUUCUAUCCAUAUCCUUCCUAUUACAACAAAUACACAUUUUUAGAUCGAACAAUUAUUUAUUUGUCGCCGCAAGUUUCUAUACCUUGUUUAUUUUGUCCGCUUUCAAGGAAAUUCAUAAUAUAGCUAAAAAACUGAUAAGUCAAAAAGGCUUAAAUGGAAAGAAGUACAAAAGGGUAGGAGACAUUUUGUACCUAGAAGAAGGAGAAGAAACACCUGCAGAUAUGAUUUUGCUAAAAAGUGGUAAGGACGAAAAGAAGGUGUUUGUGUCUUCCAGAAGCUUAGAUGGAAAUACAGAUUUAAAAAUAAAAAAAUGUUUAAAGUUAACAAGCCAUUUACCGAAUAUAUAUGAUAUCUUUAGACUCAAAAUAAAAGUAAUGAUUGAAAGACCUCAUAAAUAUUUUAACAAAAUGAAUGGCUUAUUGAUUUUUCUAAACUACAGCGAAUUUGUUCAUAACAUAUAUAACGACUUAAUAUCAUUGCAAAAGACGUUUUACAAAAAUAUGAGUAGCGAAAAUGAUUAUUACAAUGAAAUUUUUAAUUAUUUGAUUGAAGAUACAUAUAUUGAAAGAGCAUAUGCUUGUUUGGACUUUUUGAUAAGGAACUCACUCAAAUUUUUUGAAAGAAAGGAGCAGUUGAACAAUUGCAGUAUAUCUCGAUGCGAUACCUUAUGUUCUGAUAUCAUGAAAAAUUCGUCUGAAGAGGAAGAGGAAGAGAAACAUGGUAAAUAUCACUCAAGCUGUAUGAGGAAUAGUACUAGUAACAUGUGUUGUGAAGAAGGGGCAGAAAUAAAUUGUCGAAGGAACAAUGUUAAUGAAACUUGUGAUGAUAAGGUUAAACCUAAAUUAAAUAAUAGCAGUUUUGAUAAUAAUUUUUAUGUGGACUGUAUUAAGAGGCUUUAUUCCUACAGCAUAUGUAAUAAGAGGAAAGAAGAUCAUUCAAUAAAAUAUGAAGAAAAAAUAGGAAUAGAAAAUAUGUUAUGGUGUAGCAGUACAAUUAUAAGGGGAAAUAUAUAUGGCUUAGUUACCUACACAGGAUGUGAUAAAAAAACAAGUAUCACAAUUAGUAAUAAAAAUACUAUUCCAUUAAUUGAAAAUAAUGUGAAAUGUAAAUUUAACAUGUUUUUAAUAAUUAUAUUUUCUCUUAGUAUGAUCUUAUGUUUAUUGGAAGAGCACAUAUUUGAAAAGAAUACCUUUGUUAUAUUUCUUAACUAUUUCUUCUUAUUAUUUUCAUAUAUUCCUUAUGUUAAUAAUGUUUAUACAUUUAUAAUGAGCAGACGUUUGUAUAAUAAUAUAUUAACCACAAAUUACAAAAUGGAAAAGGCAGAAAUUUUGAACUACGACAUCAUUGAUGAAUUUUGUAACACCUCUUUUCUCUUAUGUGCCAAAACAGGGACCUUAACUAAAGACAAUUUAAAGCUAAAGAGACUUCAUUUUUUAUUCGACGAAUUUGUAUUAGAUGGAAGUAGUAAUUAUGAUAUAUUGUUUUUUAAGGCUUUUUUAGAGUUAGUAGAUUUCAGCCUAUUUAUGACCCCAUCUAUUAGUGAUAGCACCAAGAACGAGCUAAUUUUGAGAAAUGCGAACAAAAAAUUUUACAUUGAGAAUAUGAAGAAAAAUUGCAAUAGCAAUAGCAUUAGCAAAGGAAAAAAUAACAAUAAUACUAAAUGGCAAAAGAAACAUGAGCAAAACAAAAGAGUGCUUCAAAAAAUAUUAAGUUACACUAGAGAAGAAAUAAAUAAAAUUUUUUUAACAUUCUUAUGCAUACUCUUUUGUAACAGUACAACAAUAACAAAUAGGAAAAAGAAGAAAGUGUCUUGUAAGCCUCAGAACAGGCGUAGCUCCUUUUUUUACUCUAAAAUAAUUGAAGAAAAUUUGCUAAUAAAUUUUUUGAAAUAUAACGGUAUGCAUGUUCUACAUACAGAUGCAUCUAACGUGGUUAUAGGGAUUUACAAUUCUAUGGAUAAGCAAAAUAAAAUUAAAAACACAAAAAAAAAAAAGGUAUAUGCUGAUUUUAAUAAGUAUGACUAUAAGACAAUAAAAAAAUUGCAUAAUAAUAAAAAUAGUCAGAGGGGAAGGAAAAAAUACAUGUAUUUCAAAAACUCGUUGCAAAAGGAGAACAUUUUCAAGUUUUCAAACGUAGCAGACAAAGUUGGCAUGGGGGUAUUUAAGUGUAGGGAUUUCGGGGUAAGGGAAUAUAUGGAUCUUGACUCUGGCAAUGAUUCAUGUACUUCGAGGAAAGAAAGAAGUACAAGUAGUAGCAGCGGUAGAAGUAGUAAGACUGAAAGAUACCCCAGAAAUAAUGAUCAGUAUUGUACACAUUACAAAGGGGACGAAGGAAGCAGAAAUAAUAAUAUAAAAAUGUAUAAUUUUGAAAUAUUAGAUCACGUACAAUUCGAUUAUCACAACCAAAUGGUGUGCUCCCUUAUAUCUUAUAACGGUAAAAUUUUUAAUUUGAUAAAAAGUCCUUAUGAAAAAAUUAUUGUUUCUUUGACAAAGAUAGAAGAUAAAAAAAAAUUAGCAAAAAUAUGCAAACCUUAUUUUAUGCAUGGGCAUCGUAUAUUAGUCUUUGCUUAUAAAGAAAUUACACAAGACGAAUAUGAUAUAUAUGUAAAAAAGAAUAGUAACCAAAUUAGUAAAAAAGAAUAUUUUAAAAAUAUAUUUAACAAGAAUAUGAAAAUAUUAUCCAUUAUAACUUUUAAGGAAGAGAUUCAAGAAAAUGCAAAAAAAUGUAUAGAUAUAUUUAAAAAGGCAAAUAUUAAAACGUGGGUUUUGUCUGGUGAUAGUAAGGAAAAUAUUAUAUCCGUCACGACUACACUGAACUUAGUUAAUGCAAAUAAUUUUUUUUGCUAUUUAAAUAAAAAAAAGUUAAUAUAUAUGUUAAGUGAUAAUGAAGAAUUGUAUAGAACACUUUCUAAUAAUCGCGUAUGCAGCAAUAUAAGUUGCUAUGACUCACAAUUAAGCUCUUCACUUGAUAGAGGACUAAUAAUAAGAAGAAAAACGUCUGAUAUGGGAAGAAUAAAUGUGGGAUCUAACUAUUGUAAUAGUACUUAUAGGAUGAUAAAGCCAGAUAAAAAAACGAAAAAAAUUGCAUUGGUUCAAUCUAAUUCAUAUCUAAAAACGGUUACUUCCCCCUCCGUAUACGCUACCAAUAAGUGCAGUACCAAUUCCGCAUGUAUGAUAUCUUGCAUUACAAUUAAUGGAACUAACUUCUUUUUAAAUAAUAUUGGUCAUGGUAGCACCAUUAGCCGUAACAGCAGUGGCAGCAGCAGUACUGCAGAGAAAAUGAAAACGCCCUUUAUAACUGAAAACAUGGAAUGUACAAAGGAGGAAAUAAGAAGCAUUUUUGAAAAAGGUGCUACGGUUGACAAUAUGACGAAACGGAAAAUAUUUAACAGUAGCUCAAAAAAAUGCAUUCACGAGGAGCAGGUGGAAAAAUUGCGCGAUGUAUUAAAGAUGAUGCUAUGCAAAUUUAAUCAUGCAUUCACACGGGGAGGAAUAAAAUGGGCCGAAAAAGGGGAUGAAAAAAUGGCCGUAAAAUGGGCCACAAAACAAGCAGCAAAAACGGCUGAGAAAAGGGGGAAAAAACGUAGUCUACAAACGGAGCCGAAUGAGAGAUAUGCUGCUGACACAGAGAACGUCGUGUAUAUAGUUAAGGGCGAUAUAUUGGAUUAUUAUUUAAAAUAUGAAGAAAAGGAAUUUAUAAAAGCCUUACAAAAUUCAAGGUGUGUUUUAUUUUACCGAUGCAAUGCUAUUCAAAAGGGUAUGGUUGCAAGGUGUUUAAAAAAUAAUACAACAUUUGGUAUAUGCUCAAUCGGUAACAAUGUGAAGGACUUUAAUAUGUUUAAUGAAUCUGAUAUAUCCAUAAUAAUUAAUAAUUCAAAUAAUAAUAUAUGUAAUUUAUAUGCUCAUAUAAAGAUAUCAUGUUUCGAAGACUUAGCAACGAUAUUUUUUUUGUAUGGUAAUAAAAUUUAUAUAAAUUUUAAUUCCUUUCUUAAGACUAUUUAUUAUAGAGGAUCAUCCUUAAUGUUUUUACAGUUUUAUUUCUCUUACUUUUUUAAAUCUCGAUUAUCCAUUUUUUCGAAUAUUUUGUUAUUAUGGUAUUUUCUUUUAUUUUCUACUAUUUCGGUUAUAACAAUUGAACUAUUACAAAAUAAUGAUAUAAAUUACCCUACUCACAGCAGUCAUAUAAAUGUGUUAAGAAAGAAUGCAAUGAUUUAUAAACAUUUAAAGCAAUAUUUUUUUUCUUUAAAAGGAUUUUUUAAAGUACUAUGUGUAUCUUUAUAUCAAGCCUCCUUACUAUUUCUUUUAAGUUACUAUUUCAUUUUAGACUUAAAUUAUGAAAUAUAUGCAUUAACAACAUUAUUUCUUACGCAUUUGUUACAGUCUUUGUUUUUAUUAAACAAUAGUGGCUCUAAUUUUAUUAUACUUGUAGUAUUAUAUGUGCUAUUUGUGGUUUGUUAUUUUAUAAUUUUAGUUAUCUUAAAUGAAUUUCAUUUUAUCUACUUCUACAUAAAUUCUACUUUCUUUAUAAAUGUUAUAAUUACUACCAUUAUUCUUAACCUCCCAUCUAUUGCUUUUUAUUUGUAUAAAAAAUGUACGAGCGAAGCAUCCCUACUAAAGCAUAUAAAUUCUUUUCAAAGUUUAUCAUCUAAAAACCAUCAUAUUUUUAACAUUGAUUCUUGUAAUUUCUCCCUUGAAAAUUUUCAAUACAAUAUGAAGAAUGAAAAUAUUUUUUCAAGAUGUUUUCGUGUUUUUUCAAAAAAAUGA
This is a messenger RNA of Plasmodium malariae, 5694 nucleotides long. RefSeq names its product aminophospholipid transporter, putative. Gene Ontology annotation, biological process: phospholipid translocation. Gene Ontology annotation, molecular function: ATPase-coupled intramembrane lipid carrier activity; nucleotide binding. Gene Ontology annotation, cellular component: plasma membrane. NCBI's taxonomy places the organism in Eukaryota, Apicomplexa, Aconoidasida, Haemosporida, Plasmodiidae. The transcript is spliced from 2 exons. Bases 1 to 5694 code for a protein of 1897 amino acids. The record is from RefSeq and is a predicted model, not a curated record.